Molecule: messenger RNA, 2795 nt
Organism: Plutella xylostella (diamondback moth)
Lineage: Eukaryota; Metazoa; Arthropoda; Insecta; Lepidoptera; Plutellidae
Biological process (GO): regulation of transcription by RNA polymerase II
Cellular component (GO): nucleus
Molecular function (GO): DNA-binding transcription factor activity, RNA polymerase II-specific; zinc ion binding; sequence-specific DNA binding
Source: RefSeq, a predicted model, not a curated record
GGCGGCCAUUUUGAUCGUGUCUCUGGUGCGCGGUGUUGGGCGUAGAGCAGCUCUUGUCUAUUAUUUUGUUGAAAUUUUUGGUUCAUCCAUAGAUUUCUGUGCUAUAGCUAUGGCCAAGGUUUUCCUGGAGGUUUGAUCAUGUACACAACCUUUUGAAAUGGAUAUGUGGGCCGGAUUAUGCCGAUGCUGUCUAACUUCAAAUUGUGAUAUAAUUAUAACUGGCGGCGAAGAUAAUAUAAAGCAGAAAUUUCUAGACAUCACAUCUAUUGAGGUUAAACCCGAGGACAAUUUACCACAAAACAUUUGUGCAUCCUGUUAUGAAUUAUUGAAUUUGGCGCACAAUUUUCGUGUAGAUGCCAUCAAGAUGAAUAAUGAAUUAAGACUUCAACUUGAAAAGUUGCUUCAAAAUGCAGAGGAUGGUGUUAAUAUUAGAACAAGUAUUGAAGAAGAUGAUGACAUAGACUUUGCUAAUGAUCCAAUAAAACAGCUUGAAGCUAUAAUUAAAACUGAACCAAAUGACAGUGAUGAUGAAUACUACUAUGUACUAGUGGUUGAUCCAAAAGAAUCAGAAGGAGAAAAAUUAAAAACUGAGACACAAGAGAAAGAACUCCCAAUAGAAGCAUACAAAAUUAAACAAGAACAUAUUGAUCCUGAGGAACUAAUACAGGAUGAACCUGAACCCGAACCUGAAAAUAAUAGUUUUGAGGCUUCCAUAGAGUCCUUUAUCAUAUCUAACAAAGUUCCUGUCAAUGUGCCAGCAACCAUCUUAGAAAAUGAAGAAGAAAGUCAGGAUACUGAUAAUGAUCACUUCAAUAAUGUCAUGGACAUUGACCAGCAUACAGAGACAAACUCACAAGAACCAGCCUUUGCUAAUAUUAUUGAAGAUUCACAAGAUAAAAGUAAUGAUAGCCAAAUUGAAACUAUUGAUGCAUCCAGUCUUAUCCAAGGUUUACCCAAUUCACAAAACAACUUUGUUAAAAUACUGACCUCAACCAGGGCAGAUGGUACUAUAGUAUUGAAAUCCGGUGACAAUAUCACAUACUUGACAGACUCUCAAUAUGUCACCAAUGGGGAUGAAGAUGAUGAUGAUCUGUCCCAAGGGGAAGUUAUACUUUGUGAAGGAGAUGACUCAUCACAAUUCCAAAUACUAAAAUGUGAUGGAAAUGAACUAGUUAUUGAAUAUGACGAUGAUGGCCAAAUAGCAACUGUGAUGCAGCAAGAAGAUGGCUCAUUUUUAUGUGAUUGUGGUGAGUCCUUUGAAGAUCUUGGUGAUUAUGAGAAACACCAAGCUACUCACAAUCAAUUAGACGAGCACUUAUGUACACUGUGCGGCAAAAAUUUUGAAUCAGCUGAGAUUCUAGCUGGCCACGUAGCCCUUCACAAUGUUCAAGGACCGCAUGUGCCAUGUCCAUUCUGCAGCCAACUCAUCAGGAGACACAUGCUAACCCAACACAUCAAGUACAGUCACACUAGAGUCAAACCAAGAUGCAAUGAGUGUUUGAAAACAUUUGCUAACCCUAACAAUUUAAAACGUCACAUGAUGAUACACAACGGAGUGAGAGAGUUCGAAUGUGACAUCUGCUUCAAGAGAUUCCAUCAGAAAAUCACAAUGCAAACUCACAGACUCACCCAUGUGAAUCCCCUUGCUUGUCACCAGUGUGACCAGGUGUUCACCGCGCCUGCAGACCUAGAAGACCACAGAGAGUCCAAUCAAUGCAACAAAUCCAAGAUAGUCAAAGUAAAGGAGGAACUAAUGAAGACGGUCAAACAGGAGGUCACAACGAAUGCAGGUAAACUUGUAGGCUAUGCCUGCUCGUUAUGCCAAAAGAUGUUCUCCGUAGAAUCGGCUUUAGAACAGCACGUUGAGAACUUGCACAUGGUGAAUCCUAUGGAGCUGCUGUGUUCGCAGUGCGGCGAAGUGCUCCCGUCGCGCAGGGAAAUGGCGACCCAUCAACUAACACACAAGAUUCUGAAGUCAAAGAGUGCAAAGCGAUACGAGUGUAGCAGCUGCGGGAAAGGCUGCACGAGCCAGGCUAUGCUUAUAAUGCACGAAAGAGUUCACACAAAUGAGCGUCCAUUCUCCUGCCACCUGUGCACGCUACGGUUCAAAACAAAAACGCAUCUGCGGACCCACCAACUGACGCACACAAGGGAAAAGAAGUUUGGCUGUUCAGUUUGUAUGAAGUUCUUUGCGUUGAAAGGUAACCUGGUGGUGCAUCUGAGGACACACACCGGGGAGCGUCCCUACAUUUGCUCUCUGUGCGGAGACGCUUUCAUUGAUUCCAAAUACUUGAAAAAGCAUAAACUAAAGAAACAUUCCAUUGAGAAUGUUCCUUGGAACCAAUAUUGAACUGAGUAUGUUUAGGAUAGCAAUUUGGUUUCUUUUCUCUAAACGGAUUUCUUUUCAGUUUUUACAUUGUGGUUCUGUACAUAUCGAACUAUUUUGUCUAUUUUUUUACAACAUUACUUUGUCAAUAUAAAACGUUAUAGACAAAAAAGUUGCAUGAUAGGUACCAGCUGGAUACCUUUUUGUGGUACCUAAUACAAUUAAUUUAUGUUUAAAAAUGUUUUCCUUACUUGUAAUGUUCUGACUGAUUAUGAAUCAAGCUCUUUUUUGUGUAUUCAAAUAACGGCCAAUUUAUUUUUUAUUUCAUUAAAUGAAGCAUUAUGUUUUGAUUAAGAGCUGUGCACUAUACUAGAGGAAAAGUUAUAAAUAAGACUAAUUUAAUUUAGGACUGUAUUAAAUUUUAAAGUGUUUUAGAAAAUAGUAUAAUAAAACAUAAUUUAUAAACUUG